This is a messenger RNA of Strigops habroptila (Kakapo), 2272 nucleotides long. It is a transcript of the gene FBXO2, whose product is annotated as F-box protein 2. The transcript has 6 exons. Bases 123 to 866 code for a protein of 247 amino acids. Gene Ontology annotation, molecular function: ubiquitin protein ligase activity; protein binding. Gene Ontology annotation, biological process: SCF-dependent proteasomal ubiquitin-dependent protein catabolic process; glycoprotein catabolic process. The record is from RefSeq and is a predicted model, not a curated record. Lineage: Eukaryota; Metazoa; Chordata; Aves; Psittaciformes; Psittacidae. Gene Ontology annotation, cellular component: SCF ubiquitin ligase complex; cytoplasm.
GGGAAGGAGGCGGCACCCGCGGGGCCGCGGCCCUUUAUCAGCGGAGCGCGGCCCGGCCCUGACCCGAGCCGCGGCCGCCGCCGAGCAGCGCCCCAGAAGGCUCCAUCCAGCUUGGCCCAAGGAUGGAGUCCCUCCCUGAAGCAGUCCUGAUCAGGAUCCUGGCUUCCAUACCUGCGGUGGAUUUGGUGCUGGCCUGCCGCCUGGUCUGCUGCCAGUGGAAGAACCUGGUUGAUGGAGCUGCACUUUGGAUCCUGAAGUGUCAGCAGGAAGGCCUCACUGGAGCAGAGUCACAGGAGAAUGCAGAGAACUGGCAAAACUUCUACUUCCUGAGUAAGAAAAGGAAGAAUCUCAUCAAGAACCCAUGUGGUGAAGAAGACUUGCAGCACUGGGGAGAGGUAGAGAAUGGAGGUGAUGGCUGGAAAAUUGAAGAGCUUCCCGGGGACUUUGGAAAAGAAUUCCCUAGUGAAGAAGUCAAUAAGUACUUUGUUACAUCUUAUGAGUGGUGUCGAAAGGCUCAGGUCAUUGACCUGAGGGCUGAGGGGUACUGGGAAGAGCUGAUGGAUACAACCCAGCCUAAAGUUGUGGUAAGAGACUGGUAUGCAGGGCGCAGUGAUGCUGGCUGCCUCUAUGAGCUCUGUGUGAAGCUGCUCUCAGAGAACGAGGAUGUUCUGGCCGAGUACAAAAGUGAGACCAUUGCCAUCCCACAGGACAACGACGCCAACUGGACUGAGAUCUCCCACACCUUUUCCAACUACGGGCCUGGGGUCCGCUUUGUCCGCUUUGAACACGGUGGCCAGGACACGCUGUUCUGGAAGGGAUGGUAUGGCAUCCGUGUGACCAACAGCAGCGUGACAGUGGAGCCAUAGCCACGCAGAACUGGGGCCUGCAUGCUGGAGCUGACUUCCCUCAGGGCAUUCCAUGGCCUCUGGAUGGUUUCCGCGUGGUGCUGCUUCCAGGCUGUAGAGGACACGGCCUUUCUGCGCAUGAACGUGUGUGUGAGAUGCCAGGGGCCACCAUCUGCCCUUCCUCAAGGGGACUGUGCAAAGAAUGUGAAUGAAUUUGUGAAUGCACCACAGGAGAGAGAGCCUCGCCGCUUGCAUGGAUGUUCCAUCAGCUAUGAGAUCCCCAAAGGUCCUGCAGAUCUUGCUUCUAAGCCAUGAGCACCCUGCCUGCUUCCCAGACUUGGGCACCCCUUAACUUUAAGGGGCACUAAAGCUUAUUUUUUCUAGAAGGUAGAGUAGAAAAAAGGGAAGAAAGAAAAGCAUAGUCCUUGUGUCUGAGAACAUGCCAGAGCCUUGUCACAUCUGAAGCAUCACCAACUGCUUCAUAAGAACCUUAGCUUCUCCCAUUUAUAAACCAUAGAUGUCAUGGCUGGCCACAGAGGAGCUCAAACUUGGCUGCCAAGUGCUGUUAGUUUAAUUUUUAGUGAAAAUGCAAAGCAGUUGGGAUUGGAUCCUUUUCUACUGUUCCCAGCAUCCAUUUAUCAAGUGUUGGGAACUGAAAUCUCUCUAAUGUCCAACCCUCGUGCUUCGUUUAGCUCCCUCAGACAGAGCAAGCAACAGUAAUUGCUGGGGGAGAGAGAUGCCAAGGCCUUAGGGAAAUGGGUUAGAAGCAAACUGGGGAGGGGGUCCAGGGACAAACUCAAACUCAUCUACCCCUUCCUGGCCUCUGCAGGUGCUUGUUCAUGCAACAAGCACCCUGGUCAUCUCCUGGCAGGCAGGAGAUACUCUUCACACAGAGCUGUUGUUAGCCCCACUUGAUGGCAGUUCUUUCUGCCUACUAACAGUGUCUGCAAAAAGUACACGUCUGCCUCCACUCCAUAUGCUCGCUGACAAGACUGCACUUCAUACAUACUCCCACUAGUGCCUCUUGCUAUCAACUGAAGGCUGUGAGCCACCAUCCUGAACAAAGACACCUAAAGCUCCCCUGAGCCAAGUCUGUCCCUACUGGUGAGUCCUCGCAGAAGAGCAUCCCCUUGAUAGAGGUGGUGUUGCCUAGAGAGAAAGGCACUUACAUUUUUGCAUCCAUCCAUCUGUCUUCCCUUCCUGGGCUGCCAGCACAUACAUACUUGAAUGCCACUUUGCAUCAAAGUGCACCAUUACAAGUGCAGUGUAACUACUAUUACCUGUAGCCAAAGGAGAGAGCUUGCAAGCUGGUCACUGCAUGCUCUGCUUCACCAGGCUUUCUGCACUCAGAUGCUUCCAAACCACAGCCACACCAAGCCACAGGCCAGGCAAACACAAUAAAGUGACACAAUUGUGUGUGGAUCUUC